Molecule: messenger RNA, 1180 nt
Organism: Acomys russatus (golden spiny mouse)
Lineage: Eukaryota; Metazoa; Chordata; Mammalia; Rodentia; Muridae
Gene: St6galnac4
Product: ST6 N-acetylgalactosaminide alpha-2,6-sialyltransferase 4
Exons: 6
Coding region: 230-1138 (302 amino acids)
Biological process (GO): ganglioside biosynthetic process; oligosaccharide metabolic process
Molecular function (GO): alpha-N-acetylgalactosaminide alpha-2,6-sialyltransferase activity
Source: RefSeq, a predicted model, not a curated record
GCUUCUGAGCUGCCGGAGCUGCGGCGGCAGCACCGCCUCCUCUCCGGGGCCCGGUUCCAGCCCCUCUGGCCCGGCCCACUGGACAUGGAGCUCCGAACGGCGCAUCCUGAGACCCCGGCGCACACCAGCCUACCCAUCCGUUUCCCUCAUAUCCUGGGACCAGCUUCUAGCCUUUCCCAUCCCAAGCUCUGGAGACAGCAGCCUCCGGACUGCUGAGGGCAAGGACAGCAUGAAGGCCCCGGGUCGCCUUCUGCUCCUCAUACUGUGUGCCUUGACAUUCUCUGCUGGCUACGUCUUCCUGUGCUGCUGGGCUUGCCUGCCCCUCUGCCUGGCCACCUGCCUGGACCACCCCCUCCCUGUGGCCCCCAGACCCACUGUGCCAGGACCCCUGCACUUCAGUGGCUACAGCAGCGUGCCGGAUGGGAAGCCACUUAUCCGAGAGCCGUGCCGCAGCUGCGCAGUGGUGUCCAGCUCGGGCCAGAUGCUGGGUUCUGGCCUGGGUGCCCAGAUCGAUGCUGCUGAGUGUGUUCUGCGCAUGAACCAGGCCCCCACCGUGGGCUUCGAGGAGGACGUGGGCCAGCGCAGCACUCUGCGUGUGAUCUCGCACACAAGCGUGCCGCUGCUUCUGCGCAACUAUUCACACUACUUCCAGCAUGCUCGAGACACACUCUAUGUGGUGUGGGGCCAGGGCAGGCACAUGGACCGGAUGCUGGGCGGCCGCACCUACCGCACGUUGCUGCAGCUCACCAGAAUGUACCCAGGCCUACAGGUGUACACCUUCACUGAACGCAUGAUGGCCUACUGCGACCAGAUCUUCCAGGAUGAGACAGGCAAGAACCGGAGGCAGUCCGGUUCCUUUCUUAGCACUGGUUGGUUCACCAUGAUCCUGGCCCUGGAACUGUGUGAGGAGAUCGUGGUCUACGGGAUGGUCAGUGACAGCUACUGCAGUGAGAAGAGUCCCCACUCUGUGCCUUACCACUACUUUGAGAAGGGCCGGCUGGAUGAAUGUCAGAUGUACCUUCUUCAUGAGCAGGCACCACGGAGUGCCCAUCGGUUCAUCACCGAGAAGGCUGUGUUCUCUCGCUGGGCCAAGAAGAGGCCCAUUGUAUUCGCCCACCCAUCCUGGAGGGCCAAAUAGUUCCCGUUGCCAGUGGCUGCCAAGCGUCCGCUGGGCCUCCGA